Molecule: messenger RNA, 1230 nt
Organism: Corythoichthys intestinalis (scribbled pipefish)
Lineage: Eukaryota; Metazoa; Chordata; Actinopteri; Syngnathiformes; Syngnathidae
Product: high mobility group AT-hook 2b
Exons: 6
Coding region: 267-578 (103 amino acids)
Biological process (GO): regulation of DNA-templated transcription
Cellular component (GO): nucleus; chromatin
Molecular function (GO): transcription coregulator activity; DNA binding
Source: RefSeq, a predicted model, not a curated record
AUGCUUUAAUUGAGAAAGUAUGCAAUGCCAUAAGAGAGGCUACAGGGCUUACAGUACACGCCUUCCCACUCCUGUAUAACACUGUUACCGGAUUCUAGUCGUGUCAGGACGUGUAAGUGUAUUUUGACUGAGCGGGCAUCACACAACAUUGCUCAAAGUUGGAGAAAGCGACACAAGUUUUCUGUCGGCGUGGUGCCAGCAUCCAACAGGUGAAGCUGCAAAGACACUUGAGAAAACCCCCCAGUCUUGAUGCCCACGCUCCAAACAUGAGUAGUAGUGGGCCCAAAGAACCGUCUUCUCCCCGGGCUAGCACCCCCCAGCCAGCUGCCGAGCCUCAGCAGCACAGGGGUCGAGGUCGCCCACGCAAGCAGCAGCUAGAAGCUGUGGGACCACAGACUCCAAAGCGACCAAGGGGAAGACCCAAAGGCAGCAAGAAUAAAGGCCCUAAAACGACACUUAAGAAAAUCGAACCACCCGCAGGAGAAAGACGGCCACGAGGGCGACCGAGGAAAUGGCUGCAGAUGGUUGAAAAAGGAAGUGAAGAGCAAAAGCCUCACGCGCGAAAAGGGGAAGAAUGACUCAAUGGACCAAGCUCAGCCUCAUUUUCAUCCGGCUGCCUCGGUUUCCUGACAUAACUGACUCUCGACGAAACUACUAAGUCAUUCGCGCAUUGUCUCGAAUUGAUUCACCGUUCGGCAAUUGAGUCACAUGACUGACAGUUGCUUUCCCCAGGUGCCCUCGGAGGAAGAAGAGCCCUCUUCAUCCCAGGAUCAAGGCCAGUAAAGCGAAAAUCGGCAAGAAAAUGACGUGUCGACAGUCACCCCUACCUCGAGGUUUGGCCUGAAGAACACUCUGUUGGCGUGAUUGGGAGAAAAAAUGCAACAUCCCUCUAAAAAUGCUAGUUAAAUCCAAUGAAAAUGGCACUAAAUUGUUUAUUAGUGAAGAUAAGACAUUUCAUACACUGUAUACAUAAAGCAACAAGUGUUGCGACACUCAGGACUUAAUGCCCAUUGCUUUUUUACCAUCACCAUGAAACCUCAGGUACUUGUUUCUUGGUCUCACAAGUAAAUUGUUUUUCUGUGUUGUUGAGCAUUUUCUCUUAGUAUUGAUUGAAAGACCUCACAGAAACCACAGAUACCUCAUAAAAAUGGAUUUGUUGAAAUUGAAAUGUGACAUUGUUCAUUGAAAAUGCAGCAAAUACAAAACCUAAUAAAAUUGCUUUGAUUUUUA